CUCUCAAAUGGUUUCGAUAAAGAGGGCAGGCCCAUCAUCUAUAUGCGCCCUGGUCGCAAAGAUACCGAAACCAAUCCUAGGCAGUUAAGACACCUCGAGUGCAAGGACCGUGCAAAUGACUUGAUUCCCCCAGGACAAGAGUUGCUGGUUAUCCUCGUGGACUACAGGACCACGACGCCUCGCAACAACCCUUUGUCGCAAACCUCUCGCCGA
Suillus clintonianus is the source of this 213-nucleotide messenger RNA. RefSeq lists its product as uncharacterized. The annotation marks the transcript as partial. Gene Ontology annotation, molecular function: phosphatidylinositol transfer activity. The transcript has 2 exons. The record is from RefSeq and is a predicted model, not a curated record. NCBI's taxonomy places the organism in Eukaryota, Fungi, Basidiomycota, Agaricomycetes, Boletales, Suillaceae.